Messenger RNA from Gilbertella persicaria, 1625 nucleotides. RefSeq lists its product as uncharacterized. The record is from RefSeq and is a predicted model, not a curated record. NCBI's taxonomy places the organism in Eukaryota, Fungi, Mucoromycota, Mucoromycetes, Mucorales, Choanephoraceae. Bases 105 to 1559 code for a protein of 484 amino acids. The transcript has a single exon.
CUGCUUUGUUAUUUUUUCCUUUUGCAUAUAAGUUGCCGUUCUUUCAAAAUAAGAAAGUUUCUUUUUUCACUUUUCUUUCUCUUUCUAUACCCCCUUUGCAUAUCAUGAUAUCCCAUAGUGUAGUUUUCCAAAAGCCAGAUGCUAUUGCUACUCCUAUUUAUGAAAAGCCCAAUGCCUAUGAUGAAGCACCUCCUAUUAUCAUUACAGCAAGACGCCAGGGCAGUAGAAGUAGUCGUAUGACCAUUGAUUCCUAUGCCAGUCGAUAUUUCCAGAAAAAGGAAAUUGUUACAGUGCGUCGUUCCAACACCACUGGCUCUUCUGCCACGACCAAUACAGCCACGACUUAUGCUACAACAGACAACGAAGUGUAUUAUUCUCCGAAUACGCCUAUUGAAUCACCUCCCCUUUCACCCAAAAGUACGUCUGGUCCUUACAAACUACAGAUAGACAAGCACAUUACUUCAUUUCUUCUGAGUCAGCCUAUGCCCACAACACAUACCUUUGCCAACCAUCAUCAUGAAGAAGUAAUUAAAGACGCAUCGCCAGCUAUAUCUUCUGUCAAUAGUAUCAUUGGCGUCUCAACAGACACGGUGACAAACCACAAAAAUGCUACGCAAGUUGUUACAGCAGCAGCAACAGCACUUUUGUCUAACCAGAGUGGCAUUCUUUCGAAAAACAAGAGCCGUGCCAUUCAUCACAAGAAAUCAACAACAACAACAACAACAACAAAUAAUGUCGUAGUGUACAAUUUUAAAAAGGCUAGUAUCCUAAAGCCAAAUCAACAUCACAUCUUUCUACAGAUGGAUCAAGGCGAAGAAGAACUGAUGGCUUAUCGCAAAAUACAACCCUAUUCUUAUACUUGGGGGUUUCAAAGUAUGUUGUACAGUAAUCGCAAUGAUGGUCAAGGCAUUAAAGUGGCUGAAGCGCGUCGCCGUGCUUUCCAGAAAGAAGUAACUAUCGAGACUGCUGACUAUAACAACAGUAUGAUUCCAGAUAUCACGCAGCCUCAUAUACCGAACUUAAAGCAUGUACCUGCUUCGGAUAACAUUCAUUCUCAAGAACUCAUCAAAAGGUCACAGUCCAAUCUUCUUUUUGAAUAUGAAUCUUGGUUUCGUGGUUCUCGUAUGCGUUGGAAGCGUCCAAGCUUAUUAUCGCAUGACUUUACCUGUGAAAUAAAGUUGACAAAACCAGAAAAAAAGAAAGAAUUGCAAGAGCUACUUAAUCAGCAAAAACGAUUAGCAACCAAAAAAUCAAAGCAAAAGCGAAAAGGCCUUCCUCUAAUUGAUACCGCCAAAAGUGACGGAUUUAUCGAUAGCGAUAGUGACAAUGACGAAGAUGAUCAUGAUAACCAUACCCACAAGACAUGUAGACGUUGGAAACUGAUUGCUGAAUUUCACAGUGGCAAUAUAAACUACCUUAGCAAAGAACUUGGAAAGCUCUCUAUUGACCUGGACAUUCUGAACCAAGUAGAAAAAGAGAGAUGCGAUUUGCUUGAAGCCAACUUGGUUAUGACAUGUUGUACCUUGAUUGACUUAAUACGAGACGUAAUGGGAAAAUAAAGUUUUUGUUUGUUUUGUAGUAUUAAAGUUUACUCUUUUUCCUUGCUUCUAUGAAACGCAAAGUCU